Messenger RNA from Eurypyga helias (sunbittern), 2073 nucleotides. It is a transcript of the gene AFG2A, whose product is annotated as spermatogenesis associated 5. Lineage: Eukaryota; Metazoa; Chordata; Aves; Eurypygiformes; Eurypygidae. Gene Ontology annotation, molecular function: ATP hydrolysis activity; ATP binding. Gene Ontology annotation, cellular component: cytoplasm. The record is from RefSeq and is a predicted model, not a curated record. The annotation marks the transcript as partial. The transcript has 12 exons.
CUGUAUUUUUUUUCUCCUGGAAACGUUAGGGGAUGACAAGGUUCCGAAAAUGUUGCGGAGAGGCCUCGCCCAGCUGUCGCUGAGCAGCAUGAAGUCGGGGAACCUAUGCAUAGGCCGUCCGGUCUUGCUGACCUCCGCCGGUGGGCGACAGGAGGUCUGUACUGCUUGGCCCACCACAGGCUUUCCAGGUGGGAAAGUUGGGCUGAAUGAAACCACACAGAAGAACCUGAGAGUAAAUCCAGGUGAUGCUGUCACUGUGCAGCCUGUGACUGGUGCGGUCAUCCAGGCAGAGGAACUGGAUGUAAAGUUGAGGGACAAAGAUGCCACUGUUAAUGCUGAGGAAAUGUCUGUCUGCCUGCUGAGAAAUUUAGAUGGGAAAAUAGUUUUACCAGGAAACCUCUUGGCUUUCUCAUUCUAUGGCAAACUUUGUAACAUCCUGGUGAUGAAAGUGAAAGGAACUGAUGGUGUAGAGCUGACUGCCCUGGGCAGUGCCAUUUCCAGUGAUAUACAUGAGCCAGACCUUGAAAGAUCUGAAUUGGAGAUGAGUACGUUAGAUUUGUCCUUAUCACUCAGCAAGUUGGACAUUGACGAUAGUCCAGAGGUUCCAUCUAUGAGCACACCAAGCAAACCGAUGGAUCCAGGUUCACCAGUUACACCCAGUUCUGCACUGGCAGCCAGUGGUCAAGACUCUGGUCAGGGUGGUGAAACCUACAUCAAGGGAGAUGGUGCAGACCUCACUGAUGAUUUGGAGUUGGCUGGGAAAGGCGGCAGUGAAGGACUCCCGCUAAUUGGCAAAACUGGAGCAAUAAGCAAUACGGACACCUUUUAUUUCAUUUCUUCAAGAACUAGAAUCAAUUUUAUUGAAACGAGGACCAGUGUCACAGAAGAUGGUGAUUGUGAAUCCCGAGUGACCUAUGAUAUGAUAGGAGGUUUAAGCAGCCAGCUCAGAACUAUUAGGGAAACAGUUGAACUGCCCUUGAAGCAAGCUGAACUGUUCAAGAGUUACGGAAUCCCUCCUCCUAGAGGAGUGCUAUUAUAUGGCCCUCCAGGUACCGGGAAGACUAUGAUUGCCAAAGCCAUUGCAAACGAGGUUGGCGCUCACGUUACUGUUAUUAAUGGUCCUGAAAUAAUAAGCAAGUUUUAUGGGGAGUCUGAAUCAAGAUUGCGUCAGAUAUUUGCUGAAGCUUCUCUGCGUCACCCCUCCAUUAUAUUUAUCGAUGAGUUAGAUGCACUCUGCCCAAAGAGAGAAGGGGCUCAGAAUGAAGUUGAGAAGAGAGUUGUCGCUUCAUUGCUGACAUUAAUGGAUGGCAUUGGCUCAGAGGGCAGUGAAGGGCAGCUCUUGGUACUUGGGGCCACUAAUCGUCCUCAUGCAUUGGAUGCAGCACUGCGCAGACCAGGGCGUUUUGAUAAAGAGAUAGAAAUUGGAAUUCCUAAUGCCCAAGACCGUCUGGACAUACUCCAAAAGCUUCUUAAGAAAGUUCCUCAUUCUCUCACAGCAGCAGAGCUGACACAACUGGCUGAUAGCGCACAUGGUUAUGUGGGUGCAGACUUAGCAGCCUUGUGCAAGGAAGCAGGUUUGUACGCAUUGAGGAGCGCGCUGGGGAAAAGACCCAACCUAUUAGACAAGGAGGUGGCUGGGUCAGUGAUGAUUACUUUCAAUGACUUCCUGCAGGGGAUGAAUGAUGUCAGGCCCAGCGCCAUGAGGGAGGUGGCAGUUGAUGUGCCAAAAGUGUCUUGGUCAGACAUAGGAGGACUAGAAGAUGUCAAGCUGAAAUUGAAGCAAGCAGUUGAAUGGCCUCUCAAGCAUCCUGACUCCUUCAUCCGAAUGGGGAUUCAGCCUCCAAAAGGUGUGCUGCUUUACGGACCUCCUGGGUGCUCAAAAACAAUGAUAGCAAAAGCUUUGGCACAUGAAAGUGGCCUCAACUUCUUGGCAGUGAAGGGACCUGAGCUGAUGAAUAAAUAUGUUGGUGAGUCUGAACGAGCAGUGAGAGAGAUCUUUAGGAAAGCCAGAGCGGUGUCUCCUUCAAUUCUUUUCUUUGAUGAAAUAGAUGCCUUGGCAAUUGAAAGGGGAAA